GGAAGCAGCCAGGACUCACCCCUCCUCCAUAUCCCGAGUAGGCCAUGGCUAGCCGAUGCCACGCUUCUGCCCAGAGAGCGCGUCACCUUGAGGGCCAGCGUCCGCCCAGGCAGCAGAAAGGCGAAGGUAAAGGUGCAGAUGCAGUGCCCUUGAUCAAAGAACUCUUAUGAAAACUGACAAAGGGUGACUCGUUGACUCCUCCCCACCAGACACUCCCCUCAGCUGAUUAUUUACAAAGUUUCUGAGAAGAGAAACGAAACUGAAACUAAGGCAGGCCAACUAUUAAAAACUGGCUGGCGGAAAGCUGAACUCAAAGUUCCACCCAGGGUGCAGCUGCGGCGGCGCCCCGAUCUCCGGUCAGGCGCCAAAGACUCAAAGCCCCGUGGUGGCGCUUUCCCGGCCUGGCCCCUCAUCCUCCUGCUCCCGGCCCACCUGCCCAGGUGAGGGCGCGCCCCCGCGAGCCAGCCUAAGGAUCCUGCGCGCAGCCUCGCGCUUCUUCCGAGCCCCUGGCACUUUAACGAAAGCCGGCAGCCUCUCACUCUCACCUGUUGAGCAGAGAACAGCCAUCGGUUGUCUACUUUGCAGAAUCCCCCACCUUCUCUGAGAAAGAAAGAUGUCGAGUGAGUGUUCCACAGACGCGCGUUUCCACUACCUUCUCUCAUGCUUCAGGACCCGAUUGAAGAGGAACAUCAAGCUGGAGUCCACCCUGGACUACCUGAACUUUUUGCCUUUUGAAGUCAAGGACCGGAUUCAGAGCAAGGCCAAGGCCAGUGGGAACACCGAGGGAGUUGAACUGCUUCUGAAAACCUUGGAAAAAGGGGACUGGCCCCCAGGCUGGACAAGGGUGUUUGUCGAAGCUCUCCGGCAAUCUGGCAGCACGCUGGCCGCGCGCUAUGCGAACCCUGACCUCACAGACUUGCCCUCACCAUCCUUUGAGAAAGCUCAUGAUGAGUGUUUCGAACUGCUGAACCUCCUUCAGCCUGCUGUGGUGAAAAAACUUGAGGUCAGCGAUGUCCUGGAUAAGUGCGUGGCGUCGGAUCUGCUGACAGAUGAAGACAGAAAUCGGAUUAGUACUGAAUACAAAAAUCAUGCAAAAGAAUCAGCUGUCAGAGAGCUACUGAGAAGGAUCGUGCAGAAAGAAAACUGGUUUUCUACUUUUCUCAAUGUUCUGAGGGAAACAGAAAACCACCAACUUGCGGACGAGUUAACAGGCACAAACUGCUCUGAAAGCAGUACAGAGACUAAGAAUUUAUCACCCGAAGAUGGUCUAGAAGUCAAAGAGCAACCUGUUUUGGCCAUAGAUCAGCCAAGUCCAGAGGAAGAAAACCUGUACACGGAGCAUAACUCAUUGGAAUCAUCUCUUGCAAAUUCUUCUAUAGCUCUAGAAUCAGACACAAGUUUGGCAGAAGGAAGUGUCAGCUGCUUAGAUGAAAGUCUUGGACAUAACAGCAACAUGGGCAGUGAUUCAGGCACCAUGGGAAGUGAAUCAGAUGAAGAGAAUAAAGUGGAAAGAUCAUCCCCUGAGCCAGAACUGCAGCUCAGGCCUUACCAAAUGGAAGUUGCUCAACCAGCGUUGGAGGGGAAGAAUAUCAUUAUAUGCCUCCCUACAGGUAGUGGGAAAACCAGAGUGGCUGUUUACAUUGCCAAGGACCACUUGGACAAGAAGAAAAAAGCCUCUGAACCUGGGAAAGUUAUAGUUCUUGUCAACAAGGUUCCAUUAGUUGAACAGCUUUUCCGCAAAGAGUUCAAUCCAUUUUUGAAGAAAUGGUACAUUAUAAAGAGAAUAAGUGGUGAUACUCAGUUGAAAAUAUCAUUUCCAGAAGUUGUCAAAUUCGGUGAUGUUAUUAUCAGUACAGCUCAAAUUUUGGAAAACUCACUUGUAAACUCAGAAAAAGGAGAAGAUGCUGGUGUCCAGUUGUCAGACUUUUCCCUUAUCAUCAUUGAUGAAUGCCACCACACCAACAAAGAAGCAGUUUAUAAUAACAUCAUGAGGCGCUAUUUGGAACAGAAAUUGCGAAACAAUACGCUUGAAAAAGCAGGCAAACCAGUGAUUCCUCUGCCUCAGAUACUGGGACUAACAGCCUCCCCUGGUGUUGGAGAAGCCAAGAAGCAAGCCAAAGCUGAGGAGCACAUUUUAAAAAUAUGUGCCAAUCUUGAUGCAUUUACCAUUAAAACUGUGAAAGAAAAUAUUGUUCAACUCAAAGACCAAAUAAAAGAGCCAUGCAAAAAGCUUGAAAUUGCAGAUGACCCUAGAAAAGAUCCUUUUAAAGACAAGAUUCUAGAAAUAAUGACACAAAUUCAGAGUUUUUGCCAAAUGAAUCCAAUGUCAGAUUUUGGAACUCAACCUUAUGAACAAUGGGCCAUUCAAAUGGAAAAAAAAGCUGCAAAAGAAGGAAAUCGCAGAGACCGUGUUUGUGCAGAACAUUUGCGGAAGUACAAUGAGGCCUUACAAAUUAAUGACACGAUCCGCAUGAUUGAUGCAUAUAAUCACCUCAAAACUUUCUAUAAAGAUGAGAAACAAAAGAAGUUUAUAGUUCUAAGUGACAGUGAUGAGGAUGGUGGUAACUGUGGCCAUGAUGAUGGUAAUAAAGAUGGACAUGAUGAAGACAACCCUGAGAAACUUAUGAAACUGCAUGAAACAGAUAAAUUUCUUAUAACUUUAUUUUAUGACAACAAAAGGAGUUUGAAAAAACUGGCUGAAAAAACAGAAUAUGAAAAUGAAAAGCUGAUCAAGUUAAGAAACACGAUAAUGGAACAAUACACAAGGACUGAAGAAUCAGCACGAGGAAUAAUUUUCACAAAAACACGACAAAGUGCAUACGCGCUUUCCCAGUGGAUUUCUGAAAAUGAAAAAUUUGCUGAAGUAGGGGUCAAAGCCCACCAUCUGAUUGGAGCUGGACACAGCAGUGAGUUUAAGCCUAUGACACAGAAUGAACAAAAAGAAGUCAUUAGUAAAUUUCGCACAGGAAAAAUAAAUCUGCUUAUCGCUACCACAGUAGCAGAAGAAGGUCUGGAUAUCAAAGAAUGUAAUAUUGUUAUCCGGUAUGGCCUCGUCACUAAUGAAAUUGCCAUGGUCCAGGCCCGUGGUCGAGCCAGAGCCAGUGAGAGCACCUAUGUCUUGGUUGGCGACAGUGACUCAGGAGUUUUUGAACGUGAAACAGUUAAUGAUUUCCGAGAAAAAAUGAUGUACAAAGCUAUAGAACGUGUUCAAAAUAUGGAACGAAAGGAGUAUGCUCAUAAGAUUUUGGAAUUACAGAUUCAAAGUGUAAUGGAGAAGAAAAUGAAAGCCAAGAAAAUUAUUGCAAAGCAAUUCAAGGAUAACCUACCAUCAAUAAAUUUUCUCUGCAAAAACUGCAGUGUGGUAGCCUGCUCUGCAAACGAGAUCCACGUAAUUGAGGGGAUGCACCACGUCAAUAUGACACUAGAUUUCAAGAAGCGCUACAUUGUGAGAGAAAACAUAGCACUUAACAUGAAGUUUGCUGACUAUCAAAUAAAUGGCGAGAUUAUCUGCAAAACAUGUGGCCAAGCUUGGGGAACAAUGAUGGUACACAAAAGCUUAGACUUGCCUUGUCUCAAAAUAAAGAAUUUUGUAGUGGUUUUCGGAGAUAAGUCACCAAAGAAACAAUACAAAAAGUGGGUCGAACUGCCUAUUACAUUUCCUCAGCUGGACUAUUCAGACUAUUAUAAAUUGAAUAAUGAGUACUGAUAUUUGAUUCAAUAUUCUUUGCAAAUAUUACCAUCUUAACACUUGCCAUGGUUUUGAUCAAAGAUUUCAUUGUGCUACAGAACAAAUGUGAGAAUAAAUAAAUCAUUACUCUGCUUUGAAUUGUUUAUAGAGGAAGACAAUAUAUUAUUCUCUCAAUUACACAUCUUAUUGGUGGGCAAGGGUUAAAAAAAAUCUACCCAUUAUACUCAUUAGUGUGGAGCUUAUAGUACUGUGGACAGCAGGCUGGAGUGUAUAGGCAGAGCCAAGCUAGCAAUCGCCGUGCUAUCAUUCAUUUCAGAAUACAGCUCAGCAAAUAGUUCAUCUCUCUAUAUGGGCCAUUUCGUGGGGGAAAUGGCUAUA
Talpa occidentalis (Iberian mole) is the source of this 4066-nucleotide messenger RNA. It is a transcript of the gene IFIH1, whose product is annotated as interferon induced with helicase C domain 1. The record is from RefSeq and is a predicted model, not a curated record. Gene Ontology annotation, molecular function: double-stranded RNA binding; DNA binding; ATP binding. NCBI's taxonomy places the organism in Eukaryota, Metazoa, Chordata, Mammalia, Eulipotyphla, Talpidae. The transcript is spliced from 17 exons. Gene Ontology annotation, cellular component: cytoplasm. Bases 614 to 3706 code for a protein of 1030 amino acids. Gene Ontology annotation, biological process: innate immune response; regulation of apoptotic process; positive regulation of interferon-beta production.